Molecule: messenger RNA, 1026 nt
Organism: Tricharina praecox
Lineage: Eukaryota; Fungi; Ascomycota; Pezizomycetes; Pezizales; Pyronemataceae
Exons: 1
Coding region: 136-840 (234 amino acids)
Source: RefSeq, a predicted model, not a curated record
CGCAGGCCAGGAAAGUGGAGUGGAGGAGAGUGGGAAGAGUCGGAAGGAAGGAAGCUGGCUGGCGCUCUACUACUGUCGCCUGCCCACCCCCUCCGCAGCAAGCAGCAGUUCGGUCGGCCACUGGACGGAGCAAGAAUGCGUUCCCCGACGGAAGCUCCAUUCGUUUGCUUGCGCCCUCCUCCUCCUCCUUCCCUUCCUUCCUUCCCUUUCCUGGUGUGUCUUCCUCCCACUUGCGACCCCCCCCCCUCUCUCCCUCUCCGCUCGCUCGUUUCCCUUCCUUUCCCUUUCCUUCUAUUUCUCUCCGCUUCUGCAUCUCUGCAUCUACUCGAACUUGGACUCGACUCGCACUCGACCUCGAACUCAUACUCGAUCCCGAUCCUUUGUCGAGCAUCUCUUCCCUUCCCUUCCAUCGCAUCGUCCCCUCUGCUUCUAGACCUCGUGUAUGUUUCCCGCCCUGUCAAUACGCGCGCCUCGCCUACAGCCUAUCACUUCGCGCCCCCUCCCCAGCUCCGCUUCUCCGCUAUCAGGCUCUUUUGCGCGCGUCAUUUCGCCUUGAAUCGUCCUCGCCCUCGCCCUGGCCUUCUACUCGCUCCACCAUCUCACCCCUCUCCUCCUCCUCUUUUCCCCCUCUCGUUGGUGAUCGCGCUGCUCCGUGUUUACACCCUCCAUCACCACCACCCGUCGCCCAUCGGCCACCCCGCCCAUCGGCCACCCCGCCCAUCUCCCCCCACCCACCUCCGCAGUGUCGCGCAUUCCAUUAUCGCAUCUUGCCCAUCCAUCUACUAUCUAUUUAUCGUCAGGCGGGCAGUGCAGCGUAGCCUGUUUCUCACUCGACAAUAAUAUAUUCCGAUUUCGACCACAGGUGCAGCGCGCAAGUGAUUAUCCAUCCAACUACAACAUCGCCCACAAGAAGCUGUCGGCGCAGAACAUCUUUGCGGCUUCGAGAAGGAUAUCAGAAAGAAAUAAAAAAUAAAAAAUAAAAAUAAAAAUACGAAAAUAAAAAGUAGGAGGCAGGAGUCGGACGGA